AUGUCUUGCCAUACACUGUCUUUCUCGUCUACCGCUCGCGUAAUGCGAUUAAGGCCGCCACCGGAGGAUCUUGCGCAAGUGCCGUCCAACCUACCGUCCUUCCUUGGUGAUAGCAUUGCCUCCAGACAAGUCCGAACCGCAUACAUCGCCCACACUGUAUCGAAGCUCAUUACUUUCCGUGUCUUUGGCCCAUUCCUGUUCAGUCUUGGACGCCGCUACGACAAAGCCGACUCUCUUUUCUCCUCGAUGAGCCACCACAUUCGCGAGAAGAGCACGCGCAAAGAAGCGAUUUGGCGACAACAAACACUCCUUGCUGCUUUUACCAGCACUGGCGCGAAGCAGCGCAUCAAUACUGCUGCCGGAACCGUUGUCGAGGAGAUCGUCAACGCUAUCCGACACUUUGCUGAUCCAAAAGAGGAGGAAGGCAUCAAGAUCGCCGUGAAGCGCAUCGUGAAGGUCGCUGCGGAGACAUGGAGAUUUGCUCGUCUCGAGCGAGAAAUGAUCACCGCCGUCAUGCCUGCGCUGCACGACGAAGAACAUCAAUUUACCAGCAACCAGUUCUGGCCAGCUUACAGCCCAGAAACAGGCUCAGCGACGGAUGACCCACCUCCUCCUGAUUCGCAACGACAAUUGUUACUCAGGAUCUUCCCGGUUGUAUACCGCGAAUCGAAGCACGAGAUCUUCCAGAACAACGAAGAGCAGCGUGACGAAGGCUGCAUUCUCCACCAUGGGCUGGCUCUGUAUGAUGAUGCAGAGCCAGUUGUGACGAGAAUGGAGGAGCUCAAAUCUGCUGGUUUGCCUCCCCAUACCACUGCAUUAACGAGUCCGACUGACGAGGGCAAGUUUCCGCCGCCGGCUUGCCCGCCUCCACGCGACCCGAUACCACCUCCCCCCUCUCCCCCCGCCCCUCGAUCUCCGACGAAAGCCGAGACGAAUACGGAUGAGGAAUCUCCAGUGUCACGUCCGAUGUCACCGGAGAAGCCAGAGAAGCCCAAGAAGCUCUCGGCUAUCGAGCGAGCGUUGAACCUCUUCUCUAAUCCUUCCUCGGAUGACAAGAUGAAGCCUCCGCCUCCAGGCUCUACCUUCUCACGUCCGCCGGCGCCCCCGACGUCCGUGUUUACGUCACCCAGGAACUUCAUUGGCAUGCCCGUCGAGAGUUUGGCUCCCUCACAUGCUCCGAGUGCAAGGAAGAAGCCUCCACCACCACCGCCGAAACCUGCGUCGAAGCCUGACAUACCUUCAACGGCUGCAGAAAUCGCGGAAGCCAUACGCCAUCGCCAGUCUGUGGAGAGCGCGAUCCUACCGCCGUCCUUCUCGCGGACUACGACGGAUGACACUAUCCACGAGCAUCCCGAUUCGCGAGCUCCUACGCCGGUAGACACGGUGUCUCACAUGUUCGAUGCCAUCGAUGAAAUCGAAACGCUGGUGCCGCAACGUACGCGAACUACGUCGACCUCUACCACGCAUUCGCGACGCCGCUCUACGCAUACUCGCCGAUCUACCGAACACGCCAUCGAGGACGAGCUGUUUGACAUCACUCCUCGACCGGAUCACACUCGCAGAAAGAGCGGUUAUGCGGCGAGCAUUCGCACGACUAAGUCUGCCGAUACCGAGCGCACUGAUCGAAGCGAGCGCACCGACAAAAGUGAGCGCACCGAUAAGAGCGAACGUACCGAGAAGAGUGAGCGGACAGACAAGAGCGAACGAACAGACAAGAGCGAGCGAACCGAGAAGAGCAGCCGCAGCCAUCGGACAGAGAAGAGUGACCGUUCGGAUAAAACCGAGCGCGAAAAGGCUCGUUAUGUGUACGAGACGCGUGGUGCUGCUAUGAAAGCUCUAUAUCCCAACACUCCGGUGAAGGGCUCUCAUGGCAGCGCUAGACACUCCGAGAAGAGUGUGAAGAGCGAGAGAAGGAAGGAAAGAGGCAGCAAGGACUCAACCAAGGAAUCGAACUUGACGAGAGAAUCCCGAGAGUCGAGGGAGGCCAAGAGAGAAUCACGAGAGGUCAAGAGACAAAGGAGUAUCUCCGAUGCUGGCACAUGGGAUACCAACAGCAUCAUGACUCACGACUUUGCGCCUACGACCAUCACGACCAACGCACCCUAUCCUUUCAUGUACGACUCAAGACGAGACUCGAAAGAGUUAAAGCGAGAGUCCAGGGAGAUACGGCGGCAACGCAGCAUCUCUGAUGCUGGCACUUGGGACACAAGCACUGAGAUCAGUCAGCGUCCUCCACCGACCACGGUCUCGACCAACGUUCCCUAUCCUACAGGAAUGCCUUGGGAGCUGAAGCGAUCACGAAGCAUUUCCGACUGCGGUACCUGGGACACCAGCAGUGAGGUCACUCAACGUGCGCCUCCCACAACCGUAUCGACCAAUGUGCCCUACCCUAUGGAACAACACGUGGACGAGUCGGAACGAUGGUCUAUGCCACCACCUCGCAACUCAAUGAGGAUGGAGGUCUCCGACGAUGAAGUGUCUGACACUGGGACCUGGGAUACCAACACUGAGAUCAAUACCCACCGUGCUCCCCCUACGACCGUGUCUACGAACGUGCCCUAUCCUUCCUACAACGCUCCUUCUACAAUUAUCUCUACCAACACCCCUCGUUUCACACAGCCUCCUCGACAGCUACGACGACCCAGCGUGUCUGACGAUGACGCGUCUGAUGAUGACGUCUCCGACACUGGGACGUGGGACACCAACACCGAGAUCACUACUCAUCGCGCGCCUCCCACGACCGUCUCCACCAACGUCCCCUACUCAAGCAUAAUGCACCGCCAGCUGAGAAGGCUGAGCGGCAGCGAUACCGGCACAUGGGAUACCGCUAGUGAGGUCACUCAGCGUGCGCCUCCCACAACAGUGUCCACCAACGUCCCCUACCCCUCCGCGCAAUUCAGCGACCUUGGCCCCUCGAGCUACCCACCCGGCCCCUUCGAGCAGCUCAAGCGAGUCGAGCAACUCCGAAAACAGCACGAGCACCACAGCUUCUCUGACGACGGCUCCGACUCCGGCACCUGGGAUACAAGCAGUGAAAUCACUCACGCUAACAACGGGCCUGCUACUGCUACGCAGGUGUCCCAGAACAAGUCCUACCACCGUUCUGAGAGGCCGAGGGCACCAAGGAGACAGACGAGCCCGGCUAUUUCCGAGGCGGGGACGUGGGAUACCAACAGUGUGAUUACGAAUAACGAUAUAAAGACGACUGUUUCGACGAAUGUGGGGUAUGCUUCUGAGCGAAGAUCUCGAUAG
Alternaria conjuncta is the source of this 3252-nucleotide messenger RNA. RefSeq lists its product as uncharacterized. The record is from RefSeq and is a predicted model, not a curated record. Bases 1 to 3252 code for a protein of 1083 amino acids. The transcript has 3 exons. Lineage: Eukaryota; Fungi; Ascomycota; Dothideomycetes; Pleosporales; Pleosporaceae.